Molecule: messenger RNA, 1497 nt
Organism: Rotaria sordida
Lineage: Eukaryota; Metazoa; Rotifera; Eurotatoria; Philodinida; Philodinidae
Source: the annotation of a GenBank genome assembly
AUGGAACAUUUUACAUCAAGUCUCGAAGAAAAUAAAGCUUAUUCCGAUGUUGAACCAAUCGAAUCGAAAGUUAGUCCACCUAAUAUAACUUGGCAACAUACAUGGUCAUUUAAUGAAACAGAAAAUGCUCUGACACAAUCUGUAUUUGCUAGAAUUCCAAGCGAAAUCAUGUUACGCAUAUUCAAAUUAUUUUCUGUACCAGAUUUAUGUAACGUAUCAUUGGUUUGCCGACGAUUUAAAAUGAUUGUUGAUCAAGAUGAAAUUUGGAAAUUGAAAUGCAAUUCAUCGAAAAAAAUAUAUUCAAAAUCAUUCAAACAAAUUUAUCUCGAUUGGAUUUAUAUGAAAUGUUUACGCAAUGCAAAACUACGGGCGAUGAGUGACUGGUCCGAUUCUGCAUGUGACAUAGAUCUACCACCUUCAUAUCCUAUUCGACCAACCGAUAAUCAACAGUUUGAAGCUAUUGGUGGAUUUCACCAACAUCCGAAUUCAUCAUCAUCUAUGACUAUUAAAUUAUCAGUUGACAUUGAAAAAACAGCUCGAGAACUUAUUAAAUUACUAGAAAAAGCGUUGAAAUUUCAACGACAAUGGCAACAACCAUCAAUUGUAAAACAUAUGAUAACAAGAUAUUAUAGAUUUAUGCAACUGAAAGCAUCUUAUCCAUCAAAUAUUUUACUUGUUCCAACUUUGGAUAUUGAAAUUGUUUGGCAAACACAUCUUUUACGGCCAGCAAUGUAUCAAGCAGAUUGUCUUCGUUUGUUUCGUCGAGUUAUUGAUCACUCAUUAUUAAUCACUGAUAUUGAAAAGUUUUUGAAAGAUCAAGCAUUUCGAGACACAUGCCAACUAUACGAACAACAAUUUGGUCAACAGUAUUGCCCAUUGCCAUCAACAUAUACAAAAAACAAUGCUACAUCAAACUUUCAUCAUUAUCCGUUAUAUAUAGACACCAAUACUAAUUCUACUUAUUCUUAUUGGGAUAAAACUCAUUUUGAAUUCUCAUCUGAACAACCCAACGAUUAUGAAAAUCCUUUUUCAUUUACUGAAGGUAACCUAAUCACGGAUGGAAAAUGGCUUGAUUUAUGUAAACAAUUUAUGUCAAAAGCAUUAAAAACAGCUCCUCUUGACGACUAUCAUCGUACUUGGUCAAGUGGAAUUGAUCUGGAACCUGGAGCAAUCAAUCGACUAAAAAAAUCAUAUGAACGAUUUUUGUAUAUAGCAGCUAAAUAUCCUUUAAAAGAUGGUCACGAAUUCAUACGUCCAACAUAUGCGAUCGACAUCAUGUGGCAUUCUCAUAUGCAAGAGCCAUUAAACUAUGUCGCCGAUUGUGUUCGAAUUGUUGGCUAUGUCAUCUAUCAUUCUCCGUGGCCAAUAAAUAAAGAUGAUACAAAGAAUAAAACAUGUAUUCAAGCGAAUAAACUUUGGAAAGAUGAAUUUAAAGUUGAUUUAAUGAUAGAUCAUCUAUUUAAUACAAUUGAUGACAAACUCGACGAAGUCUUCUAA